This is a messenger RNA of Punica granatum (pomegranate), 1714 nucleotides long. The record is from RefSeq and is a predicted model, not a curated record. Lineage: Eukaryota; Viridiplantae; Streptophyta; Magnoliopsida; Myrtales; Lythraceae.
GAAGAAGAUACAAUAUAGGUUGUCGCUGGUGCCGAAGCAUAAUCCAUGCGGCUUUCGGCUUCAACCCCGAUGGCCGCCACCGCGCGGUUACGCCGACCUAGUAUGGACCGGCGGUGACGAGUGCAGAUUGCUCCACAUCCUUUAAGCAGAUGGGUCGGGCCCAUUAAGGUUUGGACCAGCCCAAAAGCGAGACCGGAAAAUCUAAGCGAACCGGGAAUUUCCAGGUUCAGUUCAGUAAAGCUGAGCCGAGCCGAACUCUGCCGCGCCGCCGCCCUCUUCCCCUCAAAACUGGAGUUCGAGCUUGAAGCUUUCGUCUCUGAAGCUCCGCCGACUCUGGCUGCUUCACUCGCCGACGUCUUCCUCACUCGCCGCUGUCUUCCUCUCUUGUCUUGGAGGGCGAUUCCGAGAAGGAGACGAGGUCUGCUCUAUGCGCCCUGCUGAGAUAGGCAGUGUAGAAGCUGAUGAUAAAAAGAAAAAGAGAAUCAAGAAGAAGAAGAAGGUUAAGAUGAUGUUGGAGGAGACUUCUGAACCCGAGGACAGCACUGAGCUCGAUGACACGGCUUCACCUGAGGGAACGUACUUAGAGGCCGGUGGAGAGCGAGAACAAAGUAUCAAGAAGAGAAACAAGAAAUCUUUGAAGGGCAAUGAAGAACCAGACCUUGAUGAAUUUGUUCACAAAGCAGAAGUAAGUCCUGAUGACAACGAAGAUCAGCUCUGUGAUGGGGGGAAAGAAGAGAACAAGAAAUUAGAGGAAGUUGCUGAGGAUAUAGGACCUCAAGACGAUCCUGUGUCCAAAAAUACUGAGAAGAAGAUGGCGAAGAAGAACAAGAAGAAGGAGAGAUUAAUGAAAGAAGCUGCUGAGGCCAACAAGCGAGGUAUCUGCUACUUAAGUCGGAUCCCUCCUCACAUGGAUCAUGUCAAGCUUCGUCAUCUCAUCUCCCAGUAUGGGGAGAUACUGAGAAUCUAUCUAGCACCUGAAGAUCCUGAUGCUCAAGUAAAGCGUAAACGUGCUGGCGGUUUUAGAGGACGGGAAUUCUCAGAAGGGUGGGUUGAAUUUGCCAAGAAAAAUGUUGCGAAGAGGGUAGCUAACAUGUUGAAUGGUGAACAAAUAGGAGGGAGGAAGAGGUCAGCGUGGUAUUAUGAUAUCUGGAACAUCAAGUACUUAAGUAAAUUUAAGUGGGAUGAUCUCACCGAAGAGAUUGCACAUAAGAUGGCCAUCCGGGAGCAAAAGCUAGCAUUGGAAAUCUCUGCUGCCAAGAGGGAACGCGAUUUCUACCUCGCCAAGGUCGACCAGGCCCGAGCCUUGGCAUCGAUAGAAGGAAGGCUGAAGAAGAAGCAGAAGGUGGCACAAGAUUCGGGAGAAAACACCGAGGGCCGUGCCGUGCAGCUGGCCCCGAAAGUAAUCCGUCGGUUCCCACAGAAGCAACCUGUCAAGCAAAGUACAAAGGAAACAAAAUCUCGGCUCUCAAGAGAAGUUCUUGCUGGGGUUUUCGGGGCUGCAUAGCCACAGGUUUGAGUUUUCCAUUAAAGGGGGUACUUCUAAGACAAAACAAGCUUGGGAUUCUCUUGGGAUUUAGCUCACGUUGAUUAUUGGUUCCCCUCAAGUGGUGUAAUUUAAUCACUCUAUGAAACUCUUCCGCAUUGUCUUGGUUUAUCUUAAUUGUGCCCUUCACAGUAAGAUUGUCAUCGAGCCUUGUCUCGAGUUUCCAGGGUA